Molecule: messenger RNA, 1673 nt
Organism: Hansenula anomala
Lineage: Eukaryota; Fungi; Ascomycota; Saccharomycetes; Phaffomycetales; Wickerhamomycetaceae
Gene: NOC4
Product: ribosome biosynthesis protein NOC4
Exons: 1
Coding region: 346-1611 (421 amino acids)
Biological process (GO): ribosome biogenesis
Cellular component (GO): nucleolus; Noc4p-Nop14p complex; small-subunit processome
Source: RefSeq, a predicted model, not a curated record
GCUAAAAGGACUAGUAUUACUAGCAGUGAUAGUGGAGUCUCGAAAAAGAAAAAACCUUCGAGCAAAAAUGACCCAUUAUCUAAAGAUACUAUCAACAAACUUGCAGAGAAGUUUCAAAAAAAAUCAGAUAAUGUUGAUUUAGAAGCUUUAAACCAACUAAUUGGACUAUAUGAUCCUUUGUUAGAAAACUUUGCUACUGAAGAAGGUCUAAACAAGUAUGAAGAUGUUGCUAGAUUGUUGAAUCUCCAACUAUACAAGAUUUAUCAAGGUUUAUUUGAAAGCCAAAAAUUCACUCCAUCUAAAGAUGAUUUAUCUCAAUUCAAAAAAUUAAAACACACAUAUGAAAUGUUCAAGUUUAACUUAUUAUUCAUAAUAGAGAAUGUUAUUUUUGACUGCUCCUUAAUCAUAGAUAAUUUGGACAUUUAUUUGAAAUUAGUGAAACUCGAAAGUGUUCAUUUUGCUACAAGUUCAAAAGAAGGUGAGAAGAAUCCAUUUUUCCCAACUAAAACUUUCAAGAAUUUGGUCACUUCAAUAUUAAAAUCACAAAAUGGAGAAGUCUUGAAUGAUGGUACUAGUUCAAAUAUUGUUGUUCAGGAAUUUGUCAACAGUUAUUUCAAAAAAUAUCAAGAUUUUCAAUUUUAUUUCAUUAAUGAAUUAAACACAGAAGAGUUAAACGAUGUUUCAAAUGAGCAAACUUUUUCAAAGUUUUUAACUAUAAUGAAAGAAAAAUUAACACUUUUCGAAUCGGAUGAUGAAAAAAUUGGCAAAACCUUUGUUACAAAUUUACCAUCUAUUGUUAAUAAUCAAGUUCAUUUCAAGUCAACUUUUGAAACUAAAUGGUUAUAUUUUUUGAACAGAGAAUUGAACAACAACCAAUAUAAAACUAUAUUGUUAAUUUUACACAAAAGGAUCAUUCCAUUCUUUAGUACACCAACAAAACUAAUGGAUUUUUUAACAGAUUCCUAUGAAGUUGGUGGAAUAAUAUCAAUCCUUUCAUUGAAUGGGUUAUUCGAAUUGAUAAAGAAAUAUAACUUGGAUUAUCCUAAUUUCUAUGAGAAGCUAUAUUCAUUAUUUGAUCAAGAUUUAUUCCAUAUGAAGUAUAGAUCAAGAUUUUUAAGAUUGACAGAUGUUUUCCUUUCAUCAACACAUUUACCAUCAGCUUUGAUUGCAUCUUUUUUGAAAAAAAUGGCUCGUCUUUCAUUGAAUUCAUCACCUUCAGCUAUUGUCUCAAUCAUUCCAUUCACAUAUAAUAUGUUAAAGAAGCACCCAACAUGUAUGAUUUUACUUCAUAAUACCUCAGCUUCAGAUGACUAUACUGAUCCUUUCGAUGAUUCUGAAAAGGACCCAUUAAAGACUAAAGCUAUAGAAAGUUCGUUAUGGGAAUUGGAAACUUUACAAACUCAUUAUCAUCCAAAUGUGGCCACUUUAGCUAAGAUCUUUAGUCAACCAUUUAGAAAGCAAAGUUAUAAUAUGGAAGAUUUCUUGGAUUGGAGUUACAAUUCUUUAUUAGAAAGUGAAAACACAAGAAGAAUGAAGAAUGAGGUUGCCCUGGAACAUGAUAAGUUUGAUUCUUUAUUGGGAGAUGGGUAUAUUAGUGGUUGGAAAUGGUAGAUAAAUGACUUUUAAUAUAAAAUUGUAUCUAUAACUUUUGAGUCGCAAUAUUAUGUAAUUGC